CCGCGACGGAGGAGGGGAUAUCACAUGGGCUUUGUUUUGGUUUUGCCCGCUCGUCGUGCUUUGCUAUGGAAAGAAAACAAAUCACGCAGAGGAGGUGUUCAGCUCUUUUAUUUAUUGAAUUCUUUCAACGGAAAUUUUUAAUCUUAGCUGUUCUUUUAAUCGAUAUUUUAACUCUCCCGUUAGUUUUGUUCAAAUUUUUUUAAAAAUUUCCCAAAAAUGGACGAAAUUCUUGUCCAAGUCAACCAAAUAAUCCCAGGAAGGAGAUCUGCUUCGGACCCAAACUUCGCCGCCGGAGAUGCAAUUUGCGGUCCAUAUAAAGUUCUUGGGAUCAUCGACAUUGACAUUGAAAAUGAGAGUGUUGAAUUUGCUUGCGAGGUGCACGGUUGCUCCGAAAAACUCUCAAGUGUCCUUGAUUUGGAGCAGCAUUAUAAUACCGUGCACAGGUUCGAGUGCCAUCAGUGCCACAAACACUUAGCAUCAGCUCAUCUCCUCGACUUGCACAUUUGUGAAUCACACGACACUUUCUUCGAAUUGCAAUCGUCCAAAACACCAAUGUUCAGCUGUUUUGUCAUUGAGUGUCCACUCAAAUCAUGGAACGCCAAAGAGCGUAUGGCCCACUGUGUGGAGAUGCACAACUUUCCAGCCAACUUCCGAUAUGACGUUGUCCCUCGAAAAAGCAACCUCAACUCGUGUUCAAUGGAAGUUGAUUCGGAGCCUAAGAAACGGCCUAAGAAGAAAAAGCCCUGCAAACCUGCUUCUGAAAAUCCAACUCCUCAGGUGCUCGGCGGUGGUGGAAGACGUGGGCGAGGACGACUGGCGUCUGGUUGGCACCAAAGAGCGACAGCCCCUAGCAUAAUCAACACCCCUACUGCAAUAGACAUGCAAGACUUAGAGCAGGCUUUGCCUCCUUCAUAACUGAAGAAAAUUGUUCAAAACGUUGGAAAUUUUAAAAUUUUAUGCUUUUAACUGCGUCCUACUUGAUUUUUUAAUAUUUUAUUUAAGAAUUUUAUAUUUUGUAAGGAACUAAUUUAAACCUUUGUAAAUAUUAUAUUUUGUAUUAAUUCCAAGAUCAAAUAAUAUGUGAGUUAUGCAGUAAUAUUCAUUAAGUCUCCUUUAUGUUAUGUAAAAAAAAUUUCGGUGACCGAGAACAAAAUUUGAGACCUCAAAAAUAUUAAUUUUCAAUAAUUAAAAUUUUCAAUGUCAAGCACAUAAUUAUAUCCAAAUUUUGACAGAUAAAUAAAAAUUAGAUAAUUGAAUCAUUAUAGUGAUUAAUUUUUUACUUGGGUAAUUUUUUUUUUUAACAAGAACUAA
Messenger RNA from Neocloeon triangulifer, 1311 nucleotides. Its product is annotated as zinc finger protein 511. The record is from RefSeq and is a predicted model, not a curated record. The coding region runs from base 217 to 915 and encodes 232 amino acids. NCBI's taxonomy places the organism in Eukaryota, Metazoa, Arthropoda, Insecta, Ephemeroptera, Baetidae. The transcript has 4 exons.